CUAUUAUCUGCUACAUAUAGUUGGUAAUUUCGCCUUCAACGCUAUUAACUAUGUCAACUUGCAUGAGUUUCAAUGAAUCGUUAAUCGAGGAGACACGAUUAUAUUAUGCUAAGGUUGAAAUAUGUCAUCCAUGGUACUUUACCUAUUUCUGGAUAGUAUUUACAUAUUUUUAUGCUAUUUUAUCCGUUUUUGUUCAUUCAUCAUCUCUUUGGUUAACUGUAAAUAUGGCCGUUUUACGAUAUUUGGUACUGAAACGAAGUGCAACAUCAACAUCAAAGAUACCGAUUGUUAAUACUUUCAAAGCCGCAUUUAUCGCCAUAAUUGCUGCUAUCAUUAUUUCACUUCUUGGUUCUUUACCAAAUAUGUUGAGAUAUCAGGUGAAUCAUUUCGUUAUUACUGAUAAUAAUAAAUAA
Messenger RNA from Loa loa (African eye worm), 413 nucleotides. RefSeq lists its product as hypothetical. Gene Ontology annotation, molecular function: G protein-coupled peptide receptor activity. Bases 51 to 413 code for a protein of 120 amino acids. Lineage: Eukaryota; Metazoa; Nematoda; Chromadorea; Rhabditida; Onchocercidae. The record is from RefSeq and is a predicted model, not a curated record. The transcript has 2 exons.